Paramecium sonneborni is the source of this 1414-nucleotide messenger RNA. Lineage: Eukaryota; Ciliophora; Oligohymenophorea; Peniculida; Parameciidae. The record is from the annotation of a GenBank genome assembly.
AUGAAUAAUCUUAACAUUGUAUUUAUCAUAUUAUUGGAUCCUUUAUUUAUUAUUUAUUUACCCAAAUAGGCGCUUUUCGAUAAUUUUGAGUCUUUUCAAUAAAUUUUAAUUCAAACUAUUUUGAAUUAAAAAAAUGUAUUUUUCAUUAAAUCUAUUUUUCUUAAAUUUGAGAUCAGCAUAUCAAUUAGUCAGAAAUAAGAUUGGAACAAUAAUAAUAAAUGUAUUUCAUUUUAAACUUAUAUUUUUGAUUUAAUUGAAUAGGAAGAGGAUUAGUAUAUUUAACUUCUCUAAAAAAAUUCCAAUUUAUUUGAAUCCUCAUAUAAAAAUUGGUUUAAAUUUUGAUUGGAAAUAAUUUAGAAUACUUUAAAAAAUUAUUAUUUAAGUAAGCUAAGGACUUCUAAGAUUUAGUUAGAAGAAGAUAUUAGCACUUUUAACAAGAAGAUAAAAGAAUAAAUAUAAUAAUCCUCUUCGAAAUAUAAGUAAUCAAUAAAAUGAAAUUUAUUUAGAAUUAAGCAACUUUCAAUUAAAUGGAAUGUCGAAUCCAAAGAAUUUAAAAGUUUAUUUGGGAUAAAGAUCGUCCACAUAUUUAAGUAAGCUAAAUACCAAAUUGCAAUUACAGAUAAUUAAGAAAUAUAAUAUACAAUAGAUGGGGAAAUAAGAACAAUAUAAUCUAAAUAGUUCUAUUUAAUCACAAUUGAUGAACAAUAUAGAAUAAAAAGAUUUCGUAAUUGGUCUGGAAAAUAUGAAUAAAAUAAUCAUAAAAUUGUGAAGUGGAACACUUUUUGGCAAGGUCAACUUUUAGAUAAUGUUAGAGGUGAGUAGAAGUUAGUGUUAUAAAUAGACUAUACUUAGAUGAUGGUAGUUAAUCAGGCUAUUGGAAACAACCCAUAAAAAAUUAUUGGAGGUAAUGCCUUUCAUAAGUCAUAAAUAGUUUAGCCUAGGUAUAUGAAGUAGGUGAAUACCAAAAUGACAAGAAAAAGGGAACCUGGAAAUUCAUUUAAAAGGAUUGACAUACGUAUUUCAUAUACUUAUUAAUUCUAUAGAGGUGGAGGAGAAUACAACUGUUUUGGUGAAAAAUAAGGAAAAUGGGUAGAUAAAUAUGACAAUUUUUUUGAAAACUCUUAGGUGAUCUAUGUAGGUUAUUAUAAUGUGAUUGGUAAGAGGAUAGGUAGAUGGGAUAUAUUUUGUAAAUACAUGGGAUAAAAAUAAUAAACGUAAAUAACAAAUAAAUAAGUUAAAGGAAUUUAUUAUUUGUGGUUAGAGGUGGGGGAUUUAACAAUGAAGAAGGAAAUGAGAGAAAGAUUGGAAAAUGGGUAGAUUUAGACUUUUACUAUGAAAAAUAAAUAACUUAUGAGGGUGAAUACAACUAGAAUGGUCUGAAGGUAGGUAAAUGGGAUACUAUGAAUUUAUGAGG